Messenger RNA from Ipomoea nil (Japanese morning glory), 936 nucleotides. RefSeq names its product kunitz trypsin inhibitor 2-like. The transcript has a single exon. Lineage: Eukaryota; Viridiplantae; Streptophyta; Magnoliopsida; Solanales; Convolvulaceae. Bases 108 to 725 code for a protein of 205 amino acids. Gene Ontology annotation, molecular function: endopeptidase inhibitor activity. The record is from RefSeq and is a predicted model, not a curated record.
GACACAUCCCCACACUUCGCGCCUAUUAAAUCCUUGCCAGGUUCGUGGCUCAGUGGCUCUCCCCUUAUCUCAUCUUCUUACAGAAUCGUAAUACACAUUUUCAAGACAUGAAUUUAAUGGAGACUCCGCUUUUAUUCUUAUCUCUCUUUCUCUUCUCCGCCUUGCUUUGCGAGGCAGCACAGAAACCCCCCGCGGUGCUCGACACCGACGGAAAGGCCGUCCAAAGCGGUGUGAAGUACUACGUUGUCCCAGUGCAGCCGAAACAGGGAGGAGGGCUCGAUCUAGCCUCCACCGGCAAAGAGACCUGCCCGAAGAGCGUCGUCCAAGUCGCCCCAAAAGUGGCCGGCGACUCGGUAUCGUUCUUCCCCGUGAAACCCAAAGGCGCGGUUCGCAAUGGGACGGAUCUCAACGUCGUGUUCUCUGGCUCAAACACGGGAUGCCAGGAGUCUACUGUCUGGCAAAUCGCACACGAUCCAGAAAACGUUGACGUCGUUCAGUACGUGUUGAGCGGUGGAGAUAAGGGGAACCCGGGUUCUUCCACGGCGAGAAGCUGGUUCAUGAUUCUGAAGACCAAGAAUGGUUACAAGUUUAACUUUUGUCCGUAUUCCUUGUGCGACUGCAACCCUGUUUGCCAAGAUAUUGGCAUUAAGGUCGAGAACGGACACAGGCGUUUGGUAGUAGACAGUUCCCUUCCCCCUUUGGAGGUCAACUUUAAGAAGGCUUAAAUGUUCCAUCUAUAUAUGUGCUAGCUGAUCCUAAGUUAUCUUAGCGAUAUGGAUCUAGACAUGUAGUGUUACAAUAAACCAUCCUCAAGAGAAAACUCGUCAUUGGAGUGCUAGUAAUUGGCUUGUUGUGGGAAAUAUCAUAUCCAAUGAUUAAAUAUGUUAAUCAACUAUGCAUAAAAUAUUUUUUAAGCGUCCCAUUAUUUUUACUUUA